Messenger RNA from Nerophis lumbriciformis (worm pipefish), 873 nucleotides. The record is from RefSeq and is a predicted model, not a curated record. NCBI's taxonomy places the organism in Eukaryota, Metazoa, Chordata, Actinopteri, Syngnathiformes, Syngnathidae.
AUGAAUGUGAGAAAAGCGGAGAAAAUUGUUCUGAGUGUGGAGCAAGCGGAAGGCGUUGGUGCUCGUGUUCGCAGAAGCAUUGGAAGAAAAGAGUUGCAAAACUUGGAUCCUUUUCUCAUGCUGGAUGAGUUUCGAGUGUGCAAACCAGCAGGUUUUCCAGACCACCCUCACAGAGGGUUCGAGACGGUAACAUACGUGUUGGAAGGUGUCAUAGCACAUGAAGACUUUUGUGGCCAUUCAGGGCGACUACAACCUGGAGAUCUGCAAUGGAUGACUGCAGGACGCGGAGUGGUUCAUGCCGAGAUGCCCAUGUCCGAGGAACCCUUGGUGGGUUUGCAGCUGUGGGUGAACCUGUCCAGGCAAAACAAGAUGGUUGAACCCGCUUACCAGGAGCUGCGGAGCUCUGAGAUCCCCAAAGUCAAUCAGGAAGGGGUGACUGUGGCUGUAAUUUCUGGAGAGGCCCUCGGAAAAAAGUCCAGGGUCUUCACAAGGACACCGACCAUGUAUUUGGAUUUUAAGAUGAAGAAAGGAGCUCAGCAUGUGCAGCAUGUCCCUUCGGGAUGGAGUGCCUUCAUUUACACCCUAUCAGGUUCCGUUCAUGUCGGCCCCGAAGAGGCACAGCAGAAGGUGGAACCCCAUCACACAGUAGUUUUUGGAGAUGGAGACUGUGUUCAAUUUGAAAACAAGAGUUCCGACAUUUCGCAUUUUGUCCUGAUCGCUGGAGAACCACUGAACGAACCCGUGGUGAAACACGGUCCGUUUGUCAUGAACACACAAGCAGAGAUUAACCAAGCUAUCAGCGAUUACAGAAACGCUCAAAAUGGAUUUGAGCGUGCUUUAAACUGGAGAUCUAAGAUCAGGGAUUCUUCAUGA